CCUCAUUCCAAGAGUCGCGAGCUUCGUGGCCUCUGUUUGUGAUUCAUUUUUAAGGUUUAUGUUUUCGGGCAGUUUGAGUUGUUGAGUUCCAUGAUCCUAGUGAGUUUCUGCGUUCAUGUGUCGUAUUCUGGGAGCGGGCUUGAGUGCGAAUAGGGAGAACAAGGGAUGAAGUCUUGUAACUAAGGCAAAGCCCAGCCAAUGGGACUUGGGAUCUCGGGAUGAAACUCACGGACUGAAUGGAAAGGAAAGGGAUUACGGGGUGAGGAGUGUCUCACUUGUCUCUUACCUUGAGCUCAACACUUACAAACGGUACCUACCUACCUUGAGGUAGGGUACCUUGAGGUAGGAAGGCAGGCUCAACACGUGUCUUGCCUUACCGUACCGCGUGCUGUGUCGUUCCUUCAUGGGUUGUUUUCUUUUGCUUAUCAUUAUAGAGAGGCCCCUUCCUCCCUUGUUUUGACGUCUCCUCUUUUUCUACCUCUUACCUUCACCUUCGCUCUCGUAAUCUUGUUCUUCAUUCAUUCACUCACUCCUACAAUCGUUUUUUGUUUCUUUUCGUACCUACAAUCACUUCCUAAGAUUCGUCAUUCUUUGAUUCUUCUUUUCAGUUCUAUACACACUCUUUUCAUCUGAAUCCUAUUCAUUCUUGGAUAGUGGGUUAUUAAGUCCCGUCUUAUACACUGAUUUUCUCAAAUCACCGACCUUUAAACCGCUAUUUGAGCUCGUUGUAGCAGCUCGUUCACUCUCUAACAACUCUCCAAACUACCAACCUACGUACGGUUUAUUAUAAAAUACUUAACAAAAUGUCAAUGAAACGAUUCUUCACUUCAGCGGUUGCCAUGGCGGCGGUUGUUGCUGCUGUUCCUGUUGCCCAUUCGCUCGAGAAGCGAGGACCUGUUACGACUAUUACUCUGACUUCGGCCUCUACUUACACCGCAACUAUCGCUCCUGCUACCCCUGUCACUCCUACAGGAACUGCAACCUAUCCAGAAACCACAGCUCCUAUCCCUGGUAGUGGUGGCGGCUCAUCCGGUUCUAAGCUCCCUGGUGUCGCAUAUGCCCCCUACCGAGGCGAUCACCAGUGCAAAUCCAAGGACGAGAUCCAGCAAGAUAUUACGCAGCUCGCUGCUGAUUUUUCAGUCCUUCGUAUCUACGGCACCGACUGCGACCAGGUCGCCAAUGUCUACUCAUGCGCCAAGGGUAGCGGCAUGAAGCUGUUCCUCGGUAUCUGGAACAUUGACGACGUUCAAACUGAGGCCAAGACCAUUAUCAGUGCGAUCGACGACUGGGACGUCGUUGACACCAUCAGCGUUGGCAAUGAACUUGUCAAUAAUGGAGGUGCCACCCCAGCAAGGGUCAUCGCCGCUGUCAAGCAGGCUCGUGAGAUCCUUCGUGCCGCUGGCUACCAAGGUCCUGUUGUCACAGUCGAUACAUUUAUGGCUGCCAAUGCCAACCCUGAACUUUGCAACGAGAGUGACUACUGUGCUAUCAACGCUCACGCUUUCUUCGAUGCCAACACUUCUGCUGAUGAAGCUGGCCAGUGGCUCUCUAACACUGUUGAGGACCUUCGAUCCAAGAUUUCUGGCGACAAACGUAUCGUCAUUUGCGAGACUGGCUGGCCCACCAAGGGCAAUAGCAACGGCAAGGCUGUUCCCGGUAUGAGCCAACAGAAGGCUGCUCUCGACUCUAUCAAGCAGGCAUUCUCCAGCCACAUGGGAGACCUGAUUCUUUUCUCUGCCUUCAAUGAUCCUUGGAAGAAGGCCGAGGCCGCAACUUUCAUGGCCGAGCAAUGGUGGGGUAUCGAAGGCCAGGACUCAGUUUCCAACAAGGACCCGUCGCCUUCUAACUAGGGGACGGCUCCUCGAUUUGUCAUGUCAAUUAGACCUUCAACUAUUUGAAUGGUUUGUGGUCAUGUUUUUACUCGAGAUAACGCUCGGCUUAUGUCUUUUCUAUGAUGUUUAAUGUUUUAUUGUUAUUGCUUGAGGGUUGUUGAUGCCGAUUAUCAGGUGGCCAUUGCAAGGCUGUACGAGCCUAUCAUCUUGGGAGGCUUGUUGGAGGUUUGUCCGUUUUUCUAUUCAAGCUUCAACUACCUCUUCACAUCACCUCACUUUAUGGCUGCUCUUUUAGAGAUAAGAAAAGAAUUACACUUAGUAUUUGUUAUUUGAAUUGAAUGCCCGUCAUACAAUUUGAACCUGGAUUUCGGUCAACGCGUGAAAGUGAAAGAGUGGUUUGAUCGAAAUAUGGAUAUCUGUACGUUCACGGUGAUUCGAAAUUCAGAAUACAAUCGAGCUCAAGAAACAACGUUGAUGGAUUGCCCGUAUAACUAUAGAGAACGAUGUCCUGCAGCCACUGUCUCACAUUGAUGGUUUCGUUACUCAUGAAAACGAUACUCAAGACACCCCAAGCGAGCCCAAU
Fusarium verticillioides 7600 is the source of this 2415-nucleotide messenger RNA. RefSeq lists its product as hypothetical. Gene Ontology annotation, biological process: cell wall organization; carbohydrate metabolic process. The coding region runs from base 804 to 1850 and encodes 348 amino acids. The record is from RefSeq and is a predicted model, not a curated record. Gene Ontology annotation, molecular function: glucan endo-1,3-beta-D-glucosidase activity; 1,3-beta-glucanosyltransferase activity. Gene Ontology annotation, cellular component: cell surface; extracellular region; fungal-type cell wall. Lineage: Eukaryota; Fungi; Ascomycota; Sordariomycetes; Hypocreales; Nectriaceae. The transcript has 3 exons.